Oncorhynchus tshawytscha (Chinook salmon) is the source of this 10947-nucleotide messenger RNA. Its product is annotated as voltage-dependent N-type calcium channel subunit alpha-1B-like. The transcript has 49 exons. The record is from RefSeq and is a predicted model, not a curated record. Gene Ontology annotation, biological process: chemical synaptic transmission; calcium ion import across plasma membrane. Gene Ontology annotation, cellular component: voltage-gated calcium channel complex; membrane; neuronal cell body. Bases 704 to 7951 code for a protein of 2415 amino acids. Gene Ontology annotation, molecular function: high voltage-gated calcium channel activity. Lineage: Eukaryota; Metazoa; Chordata; Actinopteri; Salmoniformes; Salmonidae.
GUGGUUAUAUUAUACAUUGCCUGAGAGCGAUUUAGCGGAAGCAGAGGUGCCAACCUUGUGUUUUCUCGUUACACCGUGCCCGAAUUAAUAGGAAGAUUAUUGGAACGGAUCAUGUGAGGCACCUCGUUUUCAUAAGGAACGUGGGGUAAGGCAAUACAAAAGAAAAACUUAAACGCGCAAUGGCAAACCAAUCGAGGAGGAUAAACCAGAUACAUGCAUCUGUUUUAUUUGGAGCUUAAUUGUAAGUGAGCUAUGCAGUCAUAGCUCGCCUUAUGGCAUGCGUUAUGCGAAUGAUGCGAAUUGUUAUUGCUCGACAUUUGUACAUGGUAAACUGGCUGUUUUUAAAGCUUAGCCCAGUGAAAAGGGAUAGGCUAUAGGCUACGUAUAUGUGGCCAUUCAGCCAGAGGAAGACCCAUGGACAAAUAUUUGACAUGGAAAUAUAAACUUUCUCCUUCAUGUUUCAUAUCAUUUGAAAAUCUUGACAAUUGAAAGUAUGGGAAGUAACAAGGCGGGGACCAGCCAACAGAAUAUCUGAAGAAAAAUACAAUCAUUUUAUUUUUUAAUGUUUGUUGAAUAUUCUCUUGAACAUUACACACACCGAAAGGAACUCGUGGCUGGAACAACUGUGUGUUGUGAUGCUUUUUCUCUAUCUUUUAUCUAGUCUAAGUUUUGAUUUUUUCAGUAAGAUCUGUGCGAUUGUAGAAUGGCUCGAUUCGAAGAGGAACUAUCCAACCGGCGUGGAGGGGUCUGUCAAGCGGGCCCACCAAGGGGGGCAGGUCGGCCAGCAGGCCCCCCAAGCGGCCCUAGGGUGUACAAACAAUCAAUGGCCCAAAGAGCCAGGACAAUGGCCAUUUACAACCCCAUCCCUGUCAAGCAGAGCUGUCUUACUGUCAACCGGUCUCUCUUCAUCUUUAGUGAGGAUUGUAUCAUACGGAAAUAUGCCAAAAAGAUUACAGAAUGUCCAUUUGAAUACCUGAUCCUGGCCACCAUUAUAGCCAACUGCAUCGUCCUUGCCUUGGAGCAGCACCUACCAGCCGGCGACAAGACCCCCAUGUCAGAGCGCUUGGACGACACAGAGCCCUAUUUUAUUGGAAUAUUUUGUUUUGAAGCUGGCAUUAAGAUCAUCGCCCUUGGCUUUGCGUUUCACAAAGGCUCCUAUCUCCGGAAUGGCUGGAAUGUAAUGGACUUUGUGGUGGUGCUAACAGGGAUGCUGGCUACAGUGGGAGCAGACUUUGACUUGAGAACUCUGAGGGCAGUACGGGUCCUGAGGCCACUGAAACUGGUGUCUGGAAUCCCUAGUCUUCAGGUGGUUCUGAAGUCCAUCAUGAAAGCCAUGGUGCCUCUGCUGCAGAUCGGUAUGCUGCUCUUCUUUGCUAUCCUCAUGUUCGCCAUCAUCGGCCUGGACUUUUACAUGGGCAAGUUCCACCGGACCUGCUUCAGUACUGAUACAGGUGAGCAGGCAGCAGAGUUCCCCUGUGGUAUGGAGGCUCCAGCGAGGACCUGUGAGAAUGGCACUGUGUGUCAGGAAUACUGGAUCGGCCCCAACUACGGCAUCACCAACUUCGACAACAUCCUCUUUGCUAUUCUGACUGUCUUCCAGUGCAUCACCAUGGAGGGAUGGGUGGACAUCCUCUAUAACGCCAACGAUGCCUCAGGCAACACCUGGAACUGGCUCUACUUCAUCCCCCUCAUCAUCAUCGGAUCCUUCUUCAUGCUCAACCUGGUUCUGGGAGUCCUGUCUGGGGAGUUUGCCAAGGAGCGUGAGCGUGUGGAGAAGAGGCAGGAGUUUCUGAAGCUUCGCAGGCAGCAGCAGAUCGAGAGGGAGCUGACUGGAUACCUGGAGUGGAUAUGCAAGGCAGAGGAAGUGAUGCUGGCAGAGGAGGACAAGCACGCUGAAGAGAAGUCCCCUCUGGAUGGAGCGUGGUACAAAAGGAAACACAAUAACCCAGUGUUGAAAAGGGCAAAGAAGAGCAAGAAUGACCUGAUCAAUGCUGAGGAGGGCGAGGACCACUUCACUGACAUCUCAUCUGUUGUUCCUCCAGGGUCUCCGUUCGCCCGGGCCAGCCUGAAGAGCAGCAAGAACGGCAGUGCCUCCUACUUCCGGAGGAAAGAGAAGCGGCUCCGCUUCACCAUCAGACACCUGGUCAAGGCUCAGAGCUUCUACUGGACAGUGCUGUGUCUGGUGGGCCUCAACACACUGUGUGUGGCCAUCGUCCAUUAUGACCAGCCUGAGUGGCUCACAUAUGCACUGUAUUUGGCAGAGUUUGUAUUCCUGGGCUUGUUUCUGACUGAGAUGUCCAUGAAAAUGUAUGGACUAGGACCCAUGAGCUACUUCCAUUCGUCUUUCAACUGUUUUGACUUCGGAGUGAUUAUAGGCAGUAUUUUUGAGGUGAUCUGGGCAGUUGUGAAACCUGGGGCCUCCUUCGGCAUCAGCGUCCUGAGAGCUCUCCGUCUGCUCAGGAUUUUCAAAGUCACUAAGUACUGGAAUUCUCUGAGGAACCUGGUGGUCUCUCUACUCAACUCCAUGAAGUCCAUCAUCAGCCUGCUGUUCCUCCUCUUCCUCUUCAUCGUGGUGUUCGCCCUACUGGGCAUGCAGCUCUUUGGGGGACUGUUUAAUUUUGACGAGGAGACGCCAACAACAAACUUUGACACCUUUCCAGCAGCCAUUCUCACAGUUUUCCAGAUUCUGACAGGAGAGGACUGGAAUGCGGUGAUGUAUCAUGGGAUAGAGUCCCAGGGGGGCGUGCGCCGGGGAAUGUUCUCCUCCAUCUACUUCAUUGUUCUGACCCUGUUUGGAAACUACACUCUCCUCAAUGUCUUCUUGGCCAUCGCUGUUGACAACCUUGCAAACGCACAGGAGCUCACUAAGGAUGAGGAAGAGCAGGAGGUGGCCAUCACCAAGAAGAUGGCCCUCCAGAAGGCCAAGGAGGUCAAGGAGGUCAGCCCCAUGUCGGCCGCAAACAUCUCCAUCACAGCGCUACACAGCAUCCUGUACACAGGCCAACAUGGAGCGGACAGGGCAAUGCCAGCAAGUUUUGUAAAGCAAAGUCAAGGUGCACUCUCUAGCAGCUCGUCCGUCUGCAGCGUUAAUUCACUUAAGGAGCAGCAGAAGUCUCUGAAGAUGAUGUCAGUGUGGGAGCAGCGAACCACUCAGCUGAGGAGACACAACCUGCGGGCCAGCAGUGAGGCCCUGUACAGCGAGCUGGACCCUGAGGAGAGGCUUCGUAUGUCCUCCGCCCUGCACAUCCGCCCUGACAUGAAGACCCACCUGGACCGGCCCCUGGUGGUGGAACCCCAUGACGGCCCCGGCCCUAUGGGCCAACACAAGCCCCGGACCCCUGAGGAGACGGAUACCCCUGAGGACCUGGCCGGCCCCCAGCCACGCAGGCACCACCGCCACCGGGACAGGGAGAGACCCAUCGACGAAGCCAAUGAGAAUGGUGAUCCAGGCAAAGAGGGUAGGCACCAUGUCCACCACAGUCGUAGCAAGGACCCAGAAGGCACCCGAGGCAAGGAGGGGAAGAGUGAGCGGUCGCGCAGCCGAGAGGGGGGCAAGAGGCACCACCACCAGACCUUAGUGGACGAGGGAGGAGGAGGAGGGGGGACGGGGGAGAGAGAGCACCGCCACCACCACUCCCACAGACAGGCCAGAGAAGGCAACGGCACUGUCAACAGCGGAGGCAAGGGCGAGCGCAGGUCACGCCACAAAGAUGGCCGCUCGGGAGAGAGGUGCUCCAGGGGAGAGAACGGAGCCAAUGGGGAGAGGAGGAGACACAAGACCCACGGCUCAAGGGGCCAGUCCACACUGGAGGGAGAGGACCACAGUGAGAGAGAGAAGGGGAGGGGCCACAGGAACAGAUAUGUGGAGUCUGAGGGCGACUCCCUGGCCAUCAGCCCCCAGCAGGAUCCUGGAGAUCAGAGGUGGGGCACAGAGGGACCUGAAGACUCAGACAACCAGAGGAACGUCAGACGGACUGGACAGACGGCCGUCAACAUCCCCCCUGUCACCAUCACCCCCCCACCCGGGGAGACUACCCUUAUACCCAUGAACAGUAUAGACUGUGAAACCAUGCCUAUGAACGAGGAGAAGAAGACCCUGGAGGAGCGGACUCAGAGUGGACCCAGACCCAUCCUGCCUUACAGCUCCAUGUUUGUGUUUGGCCAGGCCAACGUGGUGCGGCGUCUGUGUCAUUAUAUUGUCAGCCUGCGGUACUUUGAGAUGUGUAUCCUGGUAGUGAUAUCCAUGAGUAGCAUUGCAUUGGCUGCAGAGGACCCUGUCCAGGCCAACGCUCCGCGCAACAAUGUGCUCAAGUAUCUGGACUACGUCUUCACGGGAGUUUUCACAUUUGAGAUGGUGAUUAAGAUGGUUGACCUGGGCCUCCUGCUCCAUCCUGGUUCUUACUUCAGAGAUCUCUGGAACAUUCUGGACUUCAUUGUGGUCAGUGGCGCACUGGUGGCAUUUGCAUUUUCAGGGUCCAAAGGAAAGGACAUCAGCACCAUCAAGUCCCUCAGAGUUCUGCGAGUCUUACGGCCCCUCAAGACCAUCAAACGCCUACCCAAGCUGAAGGCUGUGUUUGACUGUGUGGUCAACUCCCUGAAGAACGUGUUCAACAUCCUCAUAGUCUACAUGCUCUUCAUGUUCAUCUUCGCUGUCAUCGCCGUGCAGCUGUUCAAGGGAAAGUUCUUCUACUGCACCGACGAGUCCAAGAGCCUGGAGAAAGACUGCAGAGGUAAUUUCCUGGACUAUGAUAAAGAUGAGGUGGCCGCCCAGCCUCGGGUGUGGAAGAAGUAUGAGUUCCACUAUGACAACGUGCUUUGGGCCUUCCUCACUCUCUUCACUGUGUCCACCGGAGAGGGCUGGCCUGAUGUUCUGAAGCACUCUGUGGACGCUACCUCUGAGGACCAGGGUCCCAGUCCAGGCUACCGUAUAGAGAUCUCCAUCUUCUACGUGGUCUACUUUGUGGUCUUCCCCUUCUUCUUCGUCAACAUCUUUGUGGCCUUGAUCAUCAUUACCUUCCAGGAGCAGGGAGACAAGGCCAUGUCAGAGUGCAGCCUGGAGAAAAAUGAGAGAGCCUGCAUUGACUUUGCCAUCAACGCCAAGCAGAUGACACGUUACAUGCCAGAGAACGUGCAGUCCUUCCAGUACCGGAUGUGGAAGUUUGUGGUGUCACCUCCGUUUGAGUACUCCAUUAUGAUCAUGAUCGCCCUGAACACCGUGGUGCUCAUGAUGAAGUUCCAUGGAGCUCCAGACUUCUACGAGGCCAUGUUGAAGCACUUCAACAUCGUCUUCACUGCCCUCUUCUCUCUGGAAUGCAUUCUGAAGAUCAUUGCCUUCGGUCCGCUGAAUUACCUGAAGGAUGCCUGGAACGUGUUUGACUUUGUGACAGUGCUGGGAAGUAUAACUGACAUUGUGGUCACAGAAAUCAAUGACCGGCUGUUGAAUCUGAGUUUUCUGAGGCUGUUCAGAGCAGCUCGUCUCAUCAAGCUGCUGAGGCAGGGAUACACCAUCCGUAUCCUGCUGUGGACCUUCGUCCAGUCCUUCAAGGCCCUGCCCUAUGUUUGCCUUCUGAUAGCGAUGCUGUUCUUCAUUUAUGCCAUCAUUGGUAUGCAGGUGUUUGGAAACAUUGAGCUCAACGAGGACACAGCCAUCACUCACCACAACAACUUCCGCACUUUUCUUCAGGCCCUCAUGCUGCUGUUCAGGAGUGCCACAGGGGAGGCGUGGCAUGAGAUCAUGCUGUCGUGUUUGAGUCACAGAGCCUGUGAUGAGAGGUCAGGCAACCUGGGGAAGGAGUGUGGCAGUGACUUCGCCUACUUCUACUUUGUCUCCUUCAUCUUCCUCUGCUCUUUCCUGAUGCUCAAUCUGUUUGUGGCUGUCAUCAUGGAUAACUUUGAGUACCUGACUCGAGACUCGUCUAUACUGGGGCCUCAUCAUCUGGAUGAGUUCAUCCGUGUUUGGGCUGAGUACGACCCUGCUGCCUGUGGCCGUAUCAAGUACCUUGAUAUGUAUCAGAUGCUCCUCCACAUGUCCCCACCCUUAGGUUUGGGAAAGAAAUGUCCGCCAAGAGUCGCCUACAAGCGGCUAGUCAAGAUGAACAUGCCCAUCGCUGAUGACAACACAGUCCACUUUACCUCCACUCUCAUGGCGCUGAUCCGCACGGCCCUGGAGAUCAAACUGUCCUCAGGGAUGGUUGCCCAGCGUCUUUCUGAUGCUGAACUGAAGAAAGAGCUCUCUACAGUUUGGCCAAGCCUUUCACAGAAGACUAUGGAUCUGUUGGUUACACCACACAAACCCAAUGAGCUUACUGUUGGGAAGGUGUAUGCAGCCCUGAUGAUCUUUGACUACUACAAGCAGAACCGAGCCAAGAGGCUCAAGGAGCAGCAACAGCAACAACAGCAACAGAAUGCUGCCGGCUCCCAGGGUAAGGUGGGGGCUCUGUUUAAACCAAUACUGCCCCUGACUUACAAGCAGGAGAAAGAGAAGGAGAAGGCCAUCAACAACAUGGAGCCUCCCUGUGAACUACUUCCUCAGCCCCAGCCUCAGGCCCUACCUAGACCCAGCUCCACCCUGCUCAACAACAUGGAGCCUCCCUGUGAACUACUUCCUCAGCCUCAGGCCCUACCUAGACCCAGCUCCACCCUGCUCAACAACGGAGGCACACUGCCAAGCCAUGAUGGCACCAUGAAAGGAUCGUCCUCCUGGGUGUCAGAGAAGUCUAGAGAGGUCCACAGACCCAGGAAUAAGACACCUGUCCAAAGGGGCCAGUCUGAAGAUGUCCCAAACACAACCCUUCCCCAGGAGUCAGUGGAGAUGAGGAAGAUGGACACCAGUGACAGCACAGUGCCUGGUCCUGGGUCUGGACUGGAGAGCCAGGGGAGGGCUGUAUCCAUGCCCCGCCUCAACGCAGAGCUACAGAGGAGCCAGUCACGCCACUCCCCAGGGACCCUGCUGGCCCCUGUUCCUGACUGCAGCCCGAUGAAGCGCUCUGCGUCCACCCAUGCCCCACAGCGCCCCCAAGAGGCAAACCUGCGUGACUACACCCUGGAGACGCCCAGCAUCCAGGAAAGGCCUCACCACCACCACCACCACCGCUGCCACCACCGUAGAGAGAGGGACAAGAAGCAGCGGUCACUCGACAGGACGCCAAGCACCGCUGGUACACCAGGAGACCCGGCUGCAGAGCCCUCGUCUAGAGACAGGGUGCAGGACCGCGGCCGCUCCCAUGAGAGAAAGAACCACUCGACGGCGGGGGAGAAGCAGCGGUACUACUCCUGCGAUCGCUACGGCAGCAGGGAACACUGCCACACCACCAAGUCUGCCACCACCAGCUGUGCCACCUCCCCCAGCGAGGUGCAGGACCCCAGCAUCAACAAGAAGGGUAGUGGUUCGGUUAAAUGCAGCCCAGUGAUGAUGACCUCAGGGGCUAGCACACCCAGCCGUGGACGCAGGCAGCUACCCCAGACCCCCCUGACCCCCCGCCCCGGGGUGGCCUACAAGACUGCCAACUCCUCCCCUGUGCACUUUGUGUCUGCCCAGUGUAGCAGUGGCCUGCCCACCCUGAGUCCUGGCCGGCUGAGCCGCGGGCUGUCUGAGCACAACGCCCUGCUGCACAGUGGCUCCUCCCACAUCCCCUCCCCUGUCACCCGCAUCAGCUCUGAGCCCUUCCUGGGUUACAGUCACAGGGAAGCCCAGGGCCAGGGCAGUCUGUACUGCAGCCUCCGGGAUGAGCUGCUGGGCCCCUAUGCUGCCAGAGCACGCUCCCCUCGGACCGCACUGCCUCAGAUGGGGCCGGGGCCCCUCCACCUGCCUCCGCCACCCCAGCAGAGCCAUGCGGUGCCCAAUGGAUACCACUUCACCUUUGGUGGUAUUGGCAAUGCCAGCCCGGAGUCUGGCUCUGGCGUCAGGGCACCCAGGUACUACCACGAGGCAGAUGAGGAUGAAUGGUGCUAGCAUGGCUUUGAACAGAUGUUUUUAUUGCAUUUUUUUAGGAAUCGUGAUGAGUUUUAUCAUCUUUUUUUGAAGGGUUUAGUUUACACUGUUGCUGUAUGUAAAGCUAAUGGGAGCCAAGGAAGGGUUGGGAUUCAUUUGAAUGUGAACAAAGCAGCACCGUUUUUAGGAACUGGAUGAAAAUGAAAUUGGAUGUGGAUUCGGUGAAUUGUUGGUAAUUGAGUUUGAUCCGACUUCGUCUUAUGCACUGAAGACAGUGGCAUGUUUAAUUGAGGGCACUUUUGCUUUGAUUCUUUAUCAAACUGAAUUACUUUGAGAACAUCCAACUUAAAAAAUGCUUUACCUACUUAAAAAAUACUUGUCUUGAUAGUGACCCAAAUAGUGACAUAAGAAACUCUACUACAGUUACUCACAAUAGAGAUGGGCGAGCAGCAGGCCUCUUUGCUAACUCUGUGAUGAGCAGGGGGACACCCAUGUAUUGUUUAGUAUCUGUAACAACACGUGAUAAGGAAGUAGUCCGAGAGAUUUAUUCAAACUUGAAAGGCACUUGAAAGUAAAACUGCACAACAGCUAUUCUACUUUGCUUUGGGACUCUUACCAUUCCAUGAUAUAAAGGGAUUUACAGUAGCCUAGCCCUUUAUAUGACAUUCUCUUUCUGUCAGAAGAUACAGCCUGAUCGAAUAGAGGGAUCGAUGUUGUCAUUACAGACAGUGAUUGUUGAUUCGUUACUGUUUACCGUUGCAAAUUUCACUACUACUACUUCAGAGAAAUGAGGAGAGGAAAUGAAAUGUGAUUGGUUUUAUAUACAACUAUGGUAUAUGUUAUCUUUUCAUUGUGUGCAUAUUUUGUAUCUUGUAAAAACAACUUUGUUCAUGUAAAUUGCUUCAAGUUUGCCAUCAUUUCAGGUUGAAUGUUUCUUACAGACGGUCUGCUUCAGAUGUUUAAAACAAAGUGCCUAUCCUUUUAGACAUGCUGUAGUAAAGAUGCAAAGUCAAACCCAUUUCUGUAAAGCAUCAACACUUAAGUAGUUAUUUGGUAGUUCUGCAGGAGAGCAAGAUGUACAGAAAGCCUUAUCUGAGAAACAACAACUUUUCUUCAAGAAAAAGAAAUGCUUUUUAAUGUACACUAUCAAUUAACCUAUUGAUUUGCUGAUCAUUUUCGCGUGUGAUUUUCCUUUUGGUAAAUAUAUUUCAUCAAUUUGAGUGGGGAUGACGAAGGUUGGGGCAAAAUCAUCGUAUGAACACUUAACAAACAUGAAAACGGCAUUAGUAGCAUAUACAUCCAGUUAGGAAGACACAGAGUAACACUGCAUGUUUAAAGCAUAAACCUGGUCCACAACCGUUAUGAAGAUGUAGUGGUGUAUAGUCACUUUCCUGGCGAGGUUAGUCAACUGCGAAAGCAUCGCAAGCUACCAUCUGUUUCAAUGCUAUAACUGGAGAGUUAGUAUAGAACAUAAGGAAUCUGAUGAGAAACAAACAGGGUGCACGUUUUGGAUGGAUGUGCUUGAGAAGCAGAGAUAGAUGCAGAUCCCUAAUGAGUGUAUACUCUGAGUCGAGCCCCUGGCACCAGCACACUGUACCCCCCUGUGUCUCCCCAUUGGCUCAGACCCCUCUAUGUUAAGGUUUUAACCCGUCAGAUAUAGCAUAAAUAUGGUUCACACUUUCUAGCGUUCUAUCUACCCAGCCAUGGUAACCGAUAAUGUUGGUGGUUCACAUCUGCUUCAGAGAAUAUAUACGGAUAUUAAUACAAUAUCAUUUUUUUAAAAAUGUGUUUCCCUGGGAUGGAUGAUCUAGUGCUUGGAAGAGUUUUGAUUCUUUUCUAUUCUACAUUGGUGGUGGAAUGUGGCACGGUGUGCUGUUUAAGGAAUGCUCUACUCCAGCAAAAGUGUUGCUCAAUUACUGAUAGUAUUGGAGAUACAGUAGGCGGGGCCAGGUGUUGCAAUGUCUGCACACUCGUCGGGGUUCUGUACUGCAUAUUUCCCAGAAGCAGGGUUUUGAUGACAGAGAAAGUAGGGCUAUGCAACAAGAGGACACUACGGUCAUAUACUUCAUCCAUAUUGUAGCUUUACAUGCGGAGAUCUCCAGAUUCAUACUACAGCAUGAUUGUGACCAAAUCUUUAUAAAAAAAAAACGUUUUCAAAUGUAUAAAACAUGUAUUUUAAAAUGCGUAUGGCACAACGAGUUGAAGCAGAAAUGAGGAGGAUAUUUAGAAAUACAGCAACUUUAUAUAUUUGCAUGCAUACAAUUUACCCAUGUUGACGAUGUCAAAAGGAAAAACUUGUGUCUUAAAACGUAAGUAAACAAUGUCAUACUAAUGGUUAUCUGUUCCAUGUUAGGUCACCUAAGAGGGGGGAUCAGUCCAGAGGAGGGUGUUCAUAAACAUUGAAUAAACUGUAAUGGUAAAAAUGAUCCACAUUCUUGUACAGGUACCUUCAAUUCUUUCCCCUUGACAUGUUGCCGUAGUGGGUAAAAACUUAAACUUAUGCUAUCAGUCUCUUCCUUCAUCUCUACGGCCUCUGUACUAUUUCAAAAGAAACAUAUCCACGCCAAAGUCUCUCACAGUUGGUUGCCAAACAUUGAACUGUUCCUAUUUCUCUCUCUGCAUACCAACUGCAGUGUACAUGUGGCUGUUUUCUGGAGAAAAUCAUGUUUGCAUGUUCUGAUAAUGUAUGUGCAUGUAAAAACUGUAGUACUUUUUUUGAUACCAUGUAUUAAUUUCUUGUUCAUUUUUAUUGAUCUUUGAUAUAUAUAUAUACAUAUACGGUAUAUAUAUAUAUAAUCUGUGGGGUUUGUUGGAAAAAAAUACUUUAUAUAAAAAUAGUAUUGAACAAUGAUGAUAGUUCCAGCCAUGCAACAGAGAUGGAACAUUCCUUAUUUGGGUCUGAGUUUUUGUUGCCUGAUUUAUGUUUAUUGGCCAGAAUUUGAAUUCUACAGUUGUUUCUACAUUUACAUUUUGUAUGAAGCCAAGUUCCUUGAAUAAAAAAUAAAAAAUGAAACACA